This is a messenger RNA of Teleopsis dalmanni, 2907 nucleotides long. RefSeq lists its product as uncharacterized. The transcript is spliced from 2 exons. The record is from RefSeq and is a predicted model, not a curated record. Bases 1 to 2907 code for a protein of 968 amino acids. NCBI's taxonomy places the organism in Eukaryota, Metazoa, Arthropoda, Insecta, Diptera, Diopsidae.
AUGGUUUGUUCAGAUCUAUGUAAAGUUAGUAAUACAGAUAAACAUCCGAUGUACUAUUGCAAAAAAUUCAUUGAAAUGACUCCUCCUGAACGAUUAAAUUGGAUUCAACGACAAAAACUAUGUGUGAAUUGUUUCAAAUCCGAUCAUAAAGCAAAGGUUUGUGAAGCUGGAUCAUGUAAAAAAUGUGCCAAGAAGCAUAACACUUUGCUUCAGUUAGAGCAACAGUCACCUAAACCUUCAAGGGCACCAGCAGCAAACACAAAGUCAACCACAACAUUGAUCAACGCUAAUGAAUCGCCAUCCAUAACAGCAAUAACUAAUGCAAAGGGUACUCGUAAUUACGUUCUGCUAGCCACUGCAAAGGUGCGCAUUAUUGCAAACAAUGGACGAACGUGUGAUGUUCGUGCCAUACUCGACUCAGGUUCUCAAGUGAACCUAGUAACCCAAAGAGUAAUCAACAAGUUAUCUUUAAUUACCACAAAUUCAAAUCUAUCGAUCGAAGGUAUUGGCCGUCAAUUCGGGAACUCAAAAUCUCGCGUAAAUGUUGAACUGCAGGCUACUAAUGGAAGCUUCAGGACGAGACUUGAGGCAUUUGUAUUGCCACAAAUAAUAUCAGCACAACCGUCACGAGACCUAGAUAUCUCGGAUUGGCAGAUCCCACAGAAUGUAGAAUUAGCAGACCCCAGCUUUAACAGAUCUGGAAGAAUUGACAUGCUGAUUGGUGCUGAAUUCUAUCAUACUCUACUUCAACCAGAACAAUUGAUAAUAGGAAAGAAUUCGCCACUGUUACAAAAUUCGGUUCUAGGUUGGUUGGUGGUUGGUAAGACUAAAACUACAACAGAUAUUAAACCAACAUGCGCUAUUACUACAGGAGAAGUUGGUGAAAUGUCAGAAAUGAUAGAACGAUUUUGGAAGUUAGAUAACAUUGAGACUGCAGAAAGGGUUUUGACUUUAUCUGAGAAAUGGUGUGAAAAUCACUUAACAAAUUAUGUAAAGACAAAUCACGAUGGUCGUUUCAUUGUACGCUUACCCUUCCGCGAUGAUCCCACAACACUUGGUAGAUCGCGUGAGAUAGCAUUCAAUCGAUUUUGUUCUCUGGAAAGGAAGUUACAAAGGGACCCAAAUUUAUACAAGGAGUACAUAAAGUUCAUGGAUGACUAUGAGUCAUUAGGUCACAUGGAAAAAGUUUGCCCGAAAGAUGUCAAAGGAGCACAAUAUUUCAUUCCUCAUCAUUGUGUCUUGAAACCUGACAGCACUACAACCAAAUUGAGAGUUGUCUUUGAUGCAUCAGCAAAAACAUCAAGCGGUUUAGCACUAAACGAUAUUUUGCACAAAGGUCCAACAGUGCAAAGUGAUCUUUUUUCAAUACUCUUGCGUUUUAGAAUACACCGGUAUGGAACGAAGUCAGCCCCUUAUCUUGCAACAAAAUGUCUUCAACACCUUGCGAAACAUAAUAUGACCAACUAUCCGCUUGGAGCACCUGCAUUACUUAAUGAUUUUUAUGUAGAUGACUGUUUAAGCGGAACUAACAGCAUCAUUACCGCCUUAGACACUCAACAACAACUUACGGAACUGCUCAGUAAAUCAGGAUUUAAGCUGAGAAAAUGGUGCUCAAAUAAUACACGACUCCUACAAAACAUUCCGAUAGAAGACCAAGAAAUCAACCUUGAUUUAGAUGACUCAGCCAUAAAGCCAACAAAAACAUUAGGCAUUAUUUGGCUCCCGAAAUCAGACGAAUUUUGCGGUAAGGCAGAGAUGUCAUCAGAGCAACCUAUCACGAAGCGGAUUGUGGCAUCGGACUUAGCUCGAAUUUUUGAUCCUUUGGGAAUUUUUGGCCCCAUUACUGUAACAGCUAAAAUAUUCAUGCAGGAAUUGUGGCAACAAAACUAUUCCUGGGAUGCGGAACUGUUACCUCAGGCUCAGCUAGAAUGGAAGCGUUUUAGAACUGACUUACAAACAUUAAAUACUGUGAAAGUACCCAGACAUAUUUUUAAUUCGACGGUUCCCUGUUCGAUUCAAUUACACGUGUUUACGGAUGCAUCAGAGAAGGCAUAUGGAGCAGCUAUGUACGUGCGAGCAAUAUAUAAUGAUAAGAUAAUAACAUCGAGACUAUUGUGCGCCAAAUCUAGAAUAGCACCAUUAAAGAAACAGACACUUCCACGACUAGAACUCUGCGCAGCAUUGCUGGGAGUCGAAUUAGCAGAAAGAGUUAAACAAGAUUUAAAGUAUCAAAACGUGCCAACCUACUUUUGGUCUGAUUCCAAAAUUGUUUUGUCAUGGAUAAUAUCUUCAUCUGCCUCAUUGCACACAUUCGUAGCAAAUCGUAUUAGCAAAAUUCAAGAGAUGUCACAUGCUGAUCAAUGGCAUCAUGUGGCGUCAAAGGAUAAUCCUGCUGACAUCAUUUCCAGAGGAAUAAAGGUUAAAAUGUUCAAUUAUUCACAUAUAUGGUUUUUUGGUCCACUCUUUCUUCAUGGAAGUAACGAAUUUUGGCAACAGCCAAACCCAAAGGCAUUUAACAUUUCAACUGAUAUCGAAAGACGACAAGGACAUACAGUUAACAUUAUCAUUCAAACGACUGGUUCUGAUCACAUGAUAAAUCAAAUUGAUCAUCGAAACUCAUUUAGAUAUCUUCAAAGAACAAUUGCUUAUGUUCGCCGUGUAUUUCAUCGCACACAAUCACCAACAAGAACACUUUCUCCAAAGGAAUUACGAGAUGCAUUAGUCUUCAUAAUUAAAACUAUUCAGGGCUCAGAAUUUGCAAAGGAAAUCUCUGAUUUAAAACAAUGUAAAGCAGUCAACAGUUCGAGUCAACUAAAUACUUUAGCACCGUUCAUUGACGAACAAGGUGUACUUCGUGUUGGAGGAAGGCUUGAAGCAUCAACAUUGCCAUAUGAUGCUAAACAGUAA